This is a messenger RNA of Anoplophora glabripennis (Asian longhorned beetle), 2690 nucleotides long. It is a transcript of the gene Mcm6, whose product is annotated as DNA replication licensing factor Mcm6. The coding region runs from base 229 to 2616 and encodes 795 amino acids. Gene Ontology annotation, cellular component: MCM complex; nucleus. Gene Ontology annotation, molecular function: ATP binding; single-stranded DNA binding; single-stranded 3'-5' DNA helicase activity. Gene Ontology annotation, biological process: DNA replication initiation; double-strand break repair via break-induced replication; mitotic DNA replication. Lineage: Eukaryota; Metazoa; Arthropoda; Insecta; Coleoptera; Cerambycidae. The record is from RefSeq and is a predicted model, not a curated record. The transcript has 8 exons.
UGUGAACCUGAAAAAGAAUUCUAUAUUAAUAAGUAGUAGUUCUUAUUAGAUUUUCUUAAAGUAUAAGUGGGAUAAGCUAUAAGAGCUAUCUCACUAAGUAAACUAUAGGGAGCAUCCCAAAAAUAAUAAAGAUUAGUAGAUUUGUUUCUUAAACUAAAGUGAGUGUGGGCGACGGACUGGUUCCAGAGACGUUAAGCGGAGCUGACAAUAGAACACGGUGUAUUAGUAAUGGAUGUAGCGGACAUAAUCGCUGGCCAAAGGCAACAUCGUGACGAGGUCGGGGUCCGAUGCCAAAAACUUUUCCAAGACUUUCUUGAUGAAUUUAAAGAAGACGGUGAACUAAAAUACCUGGAACCAGCACAAGAACUGCAAAACGAGGAGAGAAGUAUAAUCGAAAUAAGCUUUGAAGACGUAGAAAAAUACAACCAAAAUCUAGCUACCACAAUUAUAGAAGAAUACUACAGAAUCUACCCUUACCUGUGCCAAGCUGUAUCCAACUACGUGAAAGAUAGGGCAGGUCUGAAGAAAGAAAAAGAGUGCUACGUUAGCUUCACAGAGGUACCUACGAGGCACGUAGUUCGGGAGUUGAAAACUGAUAAAAUUGGAACUCUAGUGAGGAUAUCCGGACAGGUUAUUCGUACUCACCCUGUGCACCCCGAGUUGGUGUCUGGAACGUUUACUUGUUUAGAUUGUCAAACCCCUAUAAAGAAUGUCGAGCAACAAUUUAAGUAUACUAAUCCGACCAUAUGCAGAAAUCCAGUUUGUAAUAACAGACGAAGGUUCUUGUUAAACAUCGACAAGUCACAGUUUGUUGAUUUCCAGAAAGUUCGUAUACAAGAAACGCAAGCCGAAUUACCAAGGGGGUGCGUGCCUAGGAGUGUGGAAGUUAUCCUGAGGGCCGAGAAUGUAGAAACUGUACAGGCCGGAGAUCGUUACGAUUUCACUGGUACCCUUAUAGUAGUGCCCGACGUGUCAGCGCUAGCCUUACCAGGCGGCAAAACUCAAAUAGCCUCCCGUCACCAACACCCCGACGAAGCGGAAGGCGUCAGAGGCCUGAAAGCGCUAGGCGUGCGGGACUUACACUACCGCAUGGCGUUCCUCGCGUGCAGCGUCCAACCCACCAACCCCAAAUUCGGCGGCAUAGAGAUGCCUCUGGGCGAAAUCACCCCCGAGAUUAUGAAGCAGCAAAUGACGGACGGGGAGUGGAAGCACAUGUACGAGAUGUCGCACGACAGGAAUCUCUAUCAGAACAUGAUAAAUAGCUUGUUCCCGAGCAUCCACGGUAACGACGAAGUGAAAAAGGGUAUUCUCCUGAUGCUGUUCGGUGGGGUGUCGAAGACUACAGUGGAGGGUACGUCGCUGAGAGGGGAUAUUAAUUGCUGCAUCGUUGGGGAUCCAAGUACGGCGAAAAGUCAGUUUUUGAAGCAGGUGUCCGAGUUUUCGCCAAGGGCAGUGUACACCUCAGGGAAAGCGUCAUCGGCUGCCGGCUUAACCGCCGCCGUAGUGAAGGACGAGGAGACUUCCGACUCCGUCAUCGAAGCAGGUGCCCUCAUGCUAGCCGACAACGGAGUCUGCUGCAUCGACGAGUUCGACAAAAUGGACCUCCGUGACCAAGUCGCCAUCCAUGAAGCCAUGGAACAGCAAACGAUAUCCAUCGCCAAGGCAGGAGUCCGAGCAACGCUAAAUGCUAGAACCUCCAUCCUCGCUGCUGCCAACCCGAUAGGUGGUCGCUACGACCGCGCGAAAUCCUUACAACAAAACAUCCAACUCUCGGCGCCGCUCAUGUCGAGGUUCGACCUCUUCUUCAUACUCAUAGACGAGUGCAACGAGGUCAUCGACUACGCCAUCGCUAGGAAAAUCGUGGAUCUGCAUUGCAACAUAGAGGAGAGCGUCGAAAAGGUUUACACGAAGCAGGAAGUGCUCCAGUAUAUAAGCUUCGCGAAGAAGUUCAAGCCGAUAAUCAACAGGGAAGCUGGCGAUCUCCUUGUAUGCUACUACAGCAGGCUGCGGUUGCGUGACAGUACUUCGGCGGGGAAAUCCACGUGGCGCAUCACCGUUAGGCAACUGGAGAGCAUGAUUCGCCUGUCGGAAGCCAUGGCGCGCAUGGAUAUUUCAGACGAGGUGCAACCCAAGCACGUGCGGGAGGCGUAUAGAUUGCUGAACAAGUCCAUCAUUAGAGUCGAACAACCCGACAUUCAACUCGGUGACGAGCAAGACGCGGACCACAGCAUUCAGGAGGAGCAACCUGUGAACGACAUAACGCCAGAGCCAUCGCAGACGGCUCAGAAGAAGAAGAUGGUUGUAAGUUUCGAGGAGUACAAGACUAUCAGUAACAUGAUCGUGGUGCACAUGAGAAGGGAAGAAGCAAAAAAAGGAGACAAAGGCAUGCACAGGAGCGAAGUCGUAGAAUGGUACCUAAACCACAUAGCAGAUCAGAUCGAAACGGAGGAGGAGUUAAUCGAGAGAAAAGAUUUGUUCGAAAAAGUCCUAGAUCGUCUGAUAUACCACGAUCAAAUUAUUAUCCCGUUGACUAUGAUAGGAUUAAAGGGUUCAGAUCAGGAGGAGGAGGGGGACGACCCCGAGCUGGUCGUCCACCCGAAUUACAUAAUCGAGUAACUCUUUACCUGACGCUUUCGUUAGUUGUAAUUUACUUUAUAUUUGUAGUUUUCCUGUUUUUAAAUAAAUAUAUA